This is a messenger RNA of Pieris rapae (cabbage white), 2303 nucleotides long. Its product is annotated as putative transporter svop-1. Gene Ontology annotation, biological process: transmembrane transport. The coding region runs from base 78 to 1571 and encodes 497 amino acids. Gene Ontology annotation, molecular function: transmembrane transporter activity. Lineage: Eukaryota; Metazoa; Arthropoda; Insecta; Lepidoptera; Pieridae. The record is from RefSeq and is a predicted model, not a curated record. The transcript is spliced from 11 exons.
AAAACGCAAAAAGUUACAUUAUUCGCGAGUGUUAGUGUUAUGUGGUUGGUGGUACGAGAGUAAAUUGUGCGUGGGUCAUGGCGAAAAUAAAUACGAUAGCCUUCGAAGAGGCUCUGUCUAUGACAGGUCUCGGCAAGUUUAAUCUGAUAAUGUUCUUGCUGAGUGUGUUGGUGGUGACAGGGAUGGCUUUCGAGGUAUUUUCAGUGUCUUAUCUGGUGCCAGCUAGUGCCUGCGAACUUAACACCACCGUGUUUCAGCAAGGCUUGAUAGCUGGGAUGCCUUUGAUUGGUAUAAUUGCAACUUCUCACAUAUGGGGCUACCUAGCUGAUACAAAAGGUCGACGGAAGACUCUUCUCUGGUCUAUGAUAUUAGGAUUCUGCGCAGGAUUUCUUGCUACAUUCUCAAUGAAUUGGAUCGUUCUGGCUGUUCUUAAAUUUUUAUCGUCGGCCGGUUUAGCUGGUUGUUACCCUUUAGUAAUAACGUUGCUGGGAGAAACAACACCACAGAACAAGAGAUCGGUCAUUAUAGCUUUUCUUAACACGCAGUUAUUUUUGGGAUCAGGAAUUAUGGCUCUUUUAUCGAUACCAGUGUUGCGGUUGACUUUCUCUUACUACGUCCCAUUUUUGGGAAUAUCCAUGGAGUCUUGGAGGCUUUUGAACUUCAUCUUCUGCCUACCAUGUGCGAUCAGUGCACUAAGUAUCUUUUUCGUUUACGAAAGCCCUAGAUAUCUGUUAAAGGAGGGAAAGAAUGACGAGGCUCUUAACGUGCUGAAAGCUAUAUUUGUGAUCAACACUGGAAAGAGCCAAGAUGAGUAUGAAGUCCAAUCCGUGAUAUUGAAUGAAGACAAUGUGCAGUCGAAAAAUAACAGUUUGUGGGCCUCGUUUGCUUCGCAAACGAUUCCAAUGUUUAAACCGCCUCUACUGAAAAGCACCUUGCUUCUUUCCACCUUAUUUGUUAUAGCUUAUGUUGGAAUGCAGCCAUUUGUGAUAUGGAUGCCAUACAUCGCGGAUGCAUUUAUGCGAUCUGUAGAGUCGGGUGAGACAACUCUCACUUUCUGUGAAAUGUUAAGAUAUUCACAGAAUCAAACCGUUACUGAGAGCAAUGAUUGCAGUUUGAACGUCGUCGCUAUGACAUCGGUGUUUGGUGUAAGCUUGUUCUUGGCGAUCGCAAAUUCCAUCUUUAGUACUAGUGUUAAUCUUUUCGGAAAGAAGCGGCUUUUGAUUGGAUUUAUGAUGAUGUCCGGAACGUGUGCGAUUUGUAUUAACUUCUUGCAUAAUUAUAUCUUGAGUGGUAUUCUCUUCACAUUUUACAUAGUCAGUGCGAUCAACUUCAGUUUCCUAUCAAUAUACACCGUUGAUAUCUACCCCACAUAUGUCAAAGCUAUGGCUGUUUGCCUGACUUUGAUGGUGGGACGUGGAAGUUCAGCAAUCGGGAUUAAUGUCUUAAAGUCGCUUCUGACUUAUGACUGUGAAUUAGCGUUCUACCUCUUUGGAGGUUUGACAUUAUGUGGUGGCCUCAUAUCGUUUCUUCUACCAACAGACAACAAAAAGCCAAAAACAAUUGAAGACUAACGUUGCAUAUCUCGUGCUUUUUGAAAAUAGAACACAGAAUACACUGAAGUGUGAUAUUACGGAUCGUCUAUUGUGGUACAAUGACCAGGGUCCAAAUAUAUUUAACCCAAGAUGUAUGUCCAUCGAUCUCUUAUCCACCAGCUAAUAUUAAUUUAAGAGAGCUUACAUUUUUCUUCAUAUUUUCGUUUCAUAAGUGGUAAUAAAAUUGACAAGCUUAUUAGGUAUAUUAGAACUGUAUGCGAAUUGAAAAUUUAGAUUGACGAUAAUUUCUUUGUAUAUGUUUGCGCUAAAUCGGUGUCAGUCAAAGAAGGAUGACAAUUGUUGAUUUCAGACCCACACAUACGUCAAAUAUAUUUUACGUAAUUAAGUAUUUAUCUUAAAUAUUUCAUUAGUAUUAAGAAAAUUAUUGUAAACAAAUACGAAAGUUUAGUAAAACAAGGAAAAUAAUUCUCCUAGUUUAUUUUUUUAACCCGUGGUAAAUUGAGACCUGUACACAUCAGAAAGACGGAUGAAAUGCCUGACAAAUAUUUUGUUGCGGAAAAGAUUUGGUUUUCGUGUUCAUUGUUUAAUAACCUAUGCCAUUUUUUCUCAACCAUUUUAUGUCGCAAUCCACGGAAAAACCAAAAAGUUAAGUAAAACAGUGUUGCGACCCCGUGACUGUAAAACUAUAAUUUAGUUAACACAAUACUAUAGUUAUUUAUUGCUUUAAUAAACGAAUCUUUUGUACCUAUA